CUGCAAUCAGGACUAUCAGAGAAGCAACAGUAUUGCUACGGCAGGAACAGAGCUUACAGAGAGAUCUUGAGGUAACAUGCCAAAGCAAUAUGCUUUUAUACUCCAUCUUAUCAUUGGCUGUACUGUCAUACUCACAGAAGCUACACCAUCCUUCCGAUCAGGUAAGAAGAAUAUCUGGUUGGUUCCGAAAUGCAAAACAUUUCUGUCUCCUCCUCCUCCUCCUCCUCCUCCGUUUCCUCCAUCGACACGGACAUCUGCCCUACUGGUUGAUAUAACGGAAUAUCUCAGGGGACCAAAGGGUGAAAAGGGUUGCAAAGGACCAAAGGGUCAGAUGGGUCGACGCGGUCAAAAGGGAGAAGAGGGAACCCAUGGUUCCCCUGGUGUGAUAGGACUCAUAGGCCAAAAGGGAGAGAAGGGGGACAGAGGCUGGCGUGGUUUAUUCGGUGACAUUGGCAGACCUGGAACACAUGAGGGUCCUCAAGGACGCACUGGUUCAAAAGGUGAGAAGGGACUGAAAGGUGACCCGGGACAAAAAGGUGGAAAGGGUUCCACUGGAAAGCCUGGUCUCCAUGGACAGAAGGGUGACCGAGGACUAAAAGCAUACACUGGAUUACGAGGACUGGAUGGACCUAGGGGAAGUCCCGGGCAUAGAGGGACAAUGGGAAUAAAAGGUCAUCGUGGACCGCAUGGGUUAACUGGAUAUCAUGGAGUUGUGGGCAAACAGGGCACAACAGGAAAAACUGGUGCUCCAGGGGAAGUAUAUGUUAUUCAAGGACACAGAGGGGAGAAAGGCCAUAAAGGACCUUCUGCCCUUUGUAAUUGUUCUUCAGCAAAUUCCUUCAAGCCAAUCCCUGGCACAGGAAGACAUAAUGCUGAUAAGGCAGUAUCUAUUUACAUUGUGAAUGGUGAGAGCGAGAUGUCGGAGUUAAGAUCUGAAAAUGUUAUGGUCCUGAGGAGAGAUACUCGCAUGCUGUUCGUCUACAGUGGCUCUGAAUGGAUUGAUGUUAUGGCUCAGAACAAACAUCCCACUGCAUCUGCUCUGUGACUACCCUCCUGCAAGAAGCACCCCCAUGUAGUAUGUGGUUCUGUCCUUGAGCUGUUGUCUGUUGUCAUGUCCUGUAAUAUGCCAUGUUUCAUGUUUUGUGUGUUUUGACCCCAGGAAGAGUAGCUGCUGCUUUUGCAAUGGGGAUCCCAAUAAAACACCAAACAAUUCUCAAAACAAAUGAAGAAGCCCCUACCGUCCAUUUAAAAUUAAAAUGCCAUUUGGCAUGUCUGUCACUAUAGGCUACUGUGUAAUAAAAUUAAAUAAAAUUCACAUCCUAAUUUCUAUUAUGUCUGUCUGACUCAGUGCACUGAAUGUCCACACUAUGUAAUAU
Molecule: messenger RNA, 1376 nt
Organism: Oncorhynchus tshawytscha (Chinook salmon)
Lineage: Eukaryota; Metazoa; Chordata; Actinopteri; Salmoniformes; Salmonidae
Product: acetylcholinesterase collagenic tail peptide-like
Exons: 15
Coding region: 77-1045 (322 amino acids)
Source: RefSeq, a predicted model, not a curated record